This is a messenger RNA of Medicago truncatula (barrel medic), 3331 nucleotides long. RefSeq names its product disease resistance protein RPV1. The record is from RefSeq and is a predicted model, not a curated record. NCBI's taxonomy places the organism in Eukaryota, Viridiplantae, Streptophyta, Magnoliopsida, Fabales, Fabaceae. Bases 69 to 3029 code for a protein of 986 amino acids. The transcript has 3 exons.
AAUCCGAUUUAAUAUUAUUCAUUAAUUUCUUAUUUAUUUUCAUUUUUUUUUGGCAGAAGUUUGGGAAUAUGAAAGUUUUAAAUUAUGAUUGCGAUACACUAUUAACAAGAAUGCCUGAUAUCUCUAAUCUCCCAAAUUUAGAACAAUUUUCAAUUCAAGAUUGUACUAGUUUAAUUACAAUUGAUGAAUCUAUUGGCUUUUUGAGUAAACUUAAAAUCUUGAGAUUGAUAGGUUGCCAUAACCUCCACAGUGUUCCACCACUCAAUUCAGCUUCACUGGUAGAACUCAAUCUUUCACACUGUCAUAGUCUAGAAAGUUUUCCUCUCGUGGUGAGUGGAUUUCUUGGAGAACUUAAAAUCUUGAGGGUUAUAGGUUGCAGCAAAAUCAGACUUAUUCAAUCUCUCGUGUUACCUUCUCUAGAAGAACUCGAUCUUUUAGAUUGUACUAGUCUUGACAGUUUUUCAAAUAUGGUGUUUGGUGAUAAGCUUAAAACCAUGAGUUUUAGAGGUUGCUACGAGUUAAGGAGUAUUCCACCUCUCAAGUUGGAUUCACUUGAAAAACUUUACCUAUCAUAUUGUCCCAAUCUCGUGAGUAUAUCACCUCUCAAGUUGGAUUCACUAGAAAAACUUGUCCUUUCAAAUUGUUAUAAGCUCGAGAGCUUCCCAAGCGUGGUGGAUGGGUUGUUGGAUAAACUUAAAACCCUGUUUGUUAAAAAUUGUCACAAUCUCAGGAGUAUUCCAGCUCUCAAGUUGGAUUCACUUGAAAACCUUGACCUAUCACAUUGUCGCAAUCUCGUGAGUAUCUCACCUCUCAAGUUGGAUUCACUAGAAAAACUUUGCCUUUCAAAUUGUUAUAAGCUCGAGAGCUUCCCAAGCGUGGUGGAUGGGUUUCUUGGAAAACUUAAAACCCUGUUUGUUCGAAAUUGUCACAAUCUUAGGAGUAUUCCAGUUCUCAAGUUGGAUUCACUUGAAAAACGUGACCUAUCACAUUGUCGCAAUCUCGUGAGUAUAUCACCUCUCAAGUUGGAUUCACUAGAAAGACUUGUCCUUUCAAAUUGUUAUAAGCUCGAGAGCUUCCCAAGCGUGGUGGAUGGGUUUCUUGGAAAACUUAAAACCCUGUUUGUUAAAAAUUGUCACAAUCUUAGGAGUAUUCCAGCUCUCAAGUUGGAUUCACUUGAAAAUUUUGACCUAUCACAUUGUCACAAUCUUGUGAGUAUUUCACCUCUCAAGUUGGAUUCACUUGAAAAUUUUGACCUAUCACAUUGUCACAAUCUUGUGAGUAUUUCACCUCUCAAGUUGGAUUCACUAGAAAAGCUUGUCCUUUCAAAUUGUUAUAAGCUCGAGAGCUUUCCAAGCGUGGUGGAUGGGUUGUUGGAUAAACUUAAAACCCUGUUUGUUAAAAAUUGUCACAAUCUCAGGAGUAUUCCAGCUCUCAAGUUGGAUUCACUUGAAAAACUUGACCUAUCACAUUGUCACAAACUUGUGAGUAUUUCACCUCUCAAGUUGGAUUCACUAGAAAAACUUGUCCUUUCAAAUUGUUAUAAGCUCGAGAGCUUUCCAAGCGUGGUGGAUGGGUUGUUGGAUAAACUUAAAACCCUGUUUGUUAAAAAUUGUCACAAUCUCAGGAGUAUUCCAGCUCUCAAGUUGGAUUCACUUGAAAAACUUGACCUAUUACAUUGUCACAAUCUUGUGAGUAUUUCACCUCUCAAGUUGGAUUCACUAGAAAAACUUGUCCUUUCAAAUUGUUAUAAGCUCGAGAGCUUUCCAAGCGUGGUGGAUGGGUUGUUGAAUAAACUUAAAACCCUGUUUGUUAAAAAUUGUCACAAUCUCAGGAAUAUUCCAGCUCUCAAGUUGGAUUCACUUGAAAAACUUGACCUUUCAGAUUGUUAUAAGCUCGAGAGCUUUCCAAGUGUGGUGGAUGGGUUGUUGGAUAAAUUGAAAUUCUUGAAUAUUGUAAACUGCAUCAUGCUUAGGAAUAUCCCACGGCUCAGCCUGACUUCGUUGGAACAUUUCAAUCUUUCAUGUUGUUAUAGGCUUGAGAGUUUUCCAGAAAUAUUGGGAGAGAUGAGAAAUAUACCAAGACUCCACUUGGAUGAAACUCCCAUAAAAGAAUUUCCAUUUCAAUUUCAAACUCUUACUCAGCCUCAAAGAUUUGUUUCAUGUGACUGUGGAUAUGGCCGCUUACCAAAUAGAGAUGUUGUGAUGUCAGAAUCGGCUGAACUUACCAUCAAGGCUGAAGAAAAAAUGAACCAAAUGCAAUCUUCACAUGUAAAGUAUAUUUGUGUCAGGAACUGCAAACUUUCAGAUGAAUAUCUGUCAAUAAGUCUCAUGUUGUUUGCUAAUGUGAAAGAACUACACAUAACUAACUGUCAAUUCACAGUUAUUCCUAAAUCUAUUGAAAAAUGUCAAUUUUUAUGGAAAAUCGUCUUGGAUGAUUGUAAGGAACUUAUGGAAAUGAAAGGGAUUCCUCCAUGCUUAAGAGAGUUAUCUGCACUAAACUGCAUAUUGACUUCGUCGUGCAAAAGCAAAUUACUAAAUCAGAAAUUACAUGAGGCUGGAAAUACUCGGUUUCGUUUGCCACGUGCAAAGAUUCCAGAGUGGUUCGACCACCAAUGCGAGGCAGGAAAGUCAAUUUCUUUCUGGUUUUGUGGCAAGUUUCCUGCCAUAGCUCUCUGUGUUGUUUCUCCACUUACAUGGGGUAAUUCUUCUGAACACCUUGUAAGAGUGAUCAUCAACGGAAAUACAUUUUUCUAUACACAUGGGUGGCAGCGUGUUAUGGGAACUCAGCCGGACAUGUAUCAUUUGCAUCUUUUUCAUAUGCAAAUGGAAUACUUCAAUGAUAAUAUGGACAAGGCACUUUUAGAAAAUAAAUGGAACCAUGCAGAGGUUGACUUUGGAUUCCCAUUCAUGUUUAGUGGAAUCCAUGUAUUGAAAGAGAAAAGUAGCAUGAAAGAUAUUCGAUUCACCAACCCAGAGAAUGAUGCUAACACUGUUCACUUGGGAUUAAGUCAUGCUACCAGAGCCCUUUAACUUGUCAACAGAACUUUCAUUAACUUCCAAUGAAUUGAACCGUUGCUGAACAACUUACAUUUGAGUUCAUCUUCCAAAAGACAGUUUUCUCAAGAAUGUUGCUAACCAGACUGAGCAAAUUCAGUGCUUUUCAACAUCUGAAAACUUCCUAGAAAACCAAGAAAGUGAAGCACACGGUAGAAAGAAUGUACACUGUGUUGGAACAAAAUGUGUUUCACAAUAAACCUUAAUGAAUUUUGAUGAUAACAACAUAUUAAAAAUUGUCAAUUGGUUAUUGCUAACAAUUGUUCAAGUGUACAGGA